CGCACCAGCAAAGAACAAGUAGCUAGCUCGCAGCUCCCUUUUGAUGCCAAAAAGAGGCCACGAAUCGAAUAAUAAUUGAAUAGCUGUCUAGUAACUUUAGCUAUAUUUUGUCAGAUCCUUUCAGCCAAGUGUGGACCUUCGCGGGGGAAUAUUUUUAGGUAAGCUGGCAAAUAAUUGAAACCUCUAUUGUUAACUAGCAGUCUUGCAACUUGGUUAAGAAGAGCAAACUUUUCAAUCAAACUCCCUCAACGUGAUUCGAAAUGAGUGAGAAGAUGGUAAAUAUUCUGAAUUUGAAAGGCGAUUGACAUCAUCGGAUGGCUAGUUUUUUGUGAGAAAGCUUGUUAGAGCGGGUGAAUGGAAAAUGGCAUACUUGAUGGCUCGGCCAUUUUCUGGCCAGCUUCUCUCUCUAAUUUAGGAGAAAUGAACUCGUUUCCAUCGACUGUAUGUGGAAACUAUUAGGUUUAGGUGAACGUGUGGAAUCUGGUGUAUAUGUAUGCAUGGUUUUGUGACAAUUGUUGCAGUAUUUCAUAUUGUUUGUCGUCCUUUAACAUUGUCCCACUUCAAUUUCCCCGCGCCCAGAUCUUUUGACGAGUUGGCUUUGUGAGACUUACGUGGGGGGUUGGGUUGUGGUGUUAUUACCUAAAAAUCAGAACAAAUAAAUAUAUUUCAUGUUUCCAGGAACUCUAUUGGAGGGAUACACGUGGGAUAUAAUGCCAAGAAAUGGGUAAGUUUCAGUUUCGCAGUUUGACCUAGUCUUGUCAAUCAAUGUCGCUAGCUAGGUGACGAAAAAAAGUUGUCACGUUAGGUAGCUGACUUGCUAACAAACUAGCCGCAGCUCAGCUAGUUAGCUAGCAAUAGCUAACACGUUUCUCACCAUUUCAGCAGGAUACAUAUUAUAAUUCAAUAUUUACUGUGUAAUUUCAGGAGAAAUGUGGAAUCCAGGACAAUUGAUCAUGAGAUGCCCAAGGAAACUACAGUGAGAGCCAGGAAAAGAAAAGCAGAUGUUGCCAUUGUAAGUCAUUGCUAUCUGCGUAUUGCUACUGUAGCGAGAUGGUUGCCUGCGUAUGUAUUUUUAAGAUGGUUUAAAAUAAUGAACAUUCUCCUUGUUCAAUCCUCAGUAUUUGCAAGACCCAGAUGAAGUGGCAGAGAUGACGAAAAAGAAACUGUGUGGAACUCAGGUAACUACAUGCAUUUGUAUUAUUCCAAUGCAUUCCCUUGCAGACCAUGCAUUUGUUGGAUUUAGCUAGCAACAGACACCCGGCAGUGACCUACACAGGUUAAUCAGGACCAUUCAAUAAAUGACACAAUUGUUUAAUCAGUUGGUAUUGGUGGCACUAUCUCAGAAUCCUCUUCAUGCUGUGUUCGUUUUUAUCAGUCAGUGAACUUUCUUCUCCUCCCCUCUAUUCUUAUCCCUCUCCUGUGCAGGUGUGCUGGAAUCCCGAGUCGGUUUACACAAGCCCGUGCAGGCGGAGCCCCACGCCUGACAAUAAAGUUGAUCAACCAGUUGCCUUGAGCGCCACUGGAUUUUCUACUCAGUACACCUUCAAAAACAUAUUUGUCACCCCCACCAGGUCUUCUCCUCUUCCUGUGCUAUGGUUAGUCACUUCAGGUAUCUGGGACAACGUGAGCAAGAUGCUGCAAAAUAACAGGAGUGGUUACUUGCCACGUUUUGAUAAUUUUAUGAUUGUCAUUAGAUUGCUUGAACUCUGCACUUACACUGUCAAAGGCCAAGCAUUAUGAUGACCAAUGUCUUCAUCUGUUUCAUUUGAAUGUAACACACACAAUGUAGUCCUUACCACUAUCGUCCAAGAGUGUAGAGUCUGCUGUUAUAAGAAUGGCUAUCCCACCUUGCCACUCAUAGUAUAUGUACCUGUAUACUGUUUAAUCUUAAAGUUCUGUGUUUGCACUCUCUGAAUCUCUAGUUAUAAAUACAAAUGAACUAGAUGCUAACCCUCUGGAUGUGUUUCUCUUUGUAGCUGGGCAAGCAGAGACGAUGUAUGGAACAACCUGUUGAAGAAAGACAAGACGUAUUCUCGAGACAUCCACGUCAUGAAAAAACACCCACACCUCCAACCCAAGAUGAGGGCUAUUCUUCUGGACUGGCUAAUGGAGGUUUGUAGCACUCUCCGUCUCAAACUCCUAGACUAAAUUCCUCUCCCACAGUGUAUCUACUACUUUGAUCAAAACCCUCAUGUUGUUACUUGAUCAGUUGUUUAUCUUAAGGUGGUGAGUGGAUUAGUUUGACCAAUAGAUGUAUGGUCCCAGUUAACUGUAAGUCAGUUAGUUUGCGUCCAUCUGUUUACAAUAUUAGCAUAACCUAUUGGAGAAAUGGCUGUCAGGUGAUGAGUAUUACCUGCGCUCUAACUGAUUCUAAGGGGAAGCCUAGUAACUGAAUGCAUUCAACCGAAAUGUCUUCCGCAUUUAACCAAACUCUGAAUCAGCAUUGAUCUUGAAGUUGGAUCGUUUCAAUCAUAUAUGGUAUAGAGAACCAUGAUCAAUGCUGUUACAUGGGGAUAUCUUCCUUCGCUACUCUGUGAUAUUGCCUAGGACUUGUAUUCUCAACCUUGUUUUCUCUCUCUCAGGUGUGCGAGGUGUACAAGCUACACAGAGAAACCUUCUACCUGGCUCAGGAUUACUUUGAUAGGUUCAUGGCCACACAGACCAAUGUUUUCAAGUCAACACUACAGCUCAUCGGCAUCUCUUCUCUUUUUAUAGCUGCCAAGAUGGAGGUAGGAAGUAGCCUCUUCUACAACCUGUGUUUAGUCGUUUUCUUAAUUCUCCACUUUGUAUUUCGCAGAGUCAGAUUUUUAACAUGUUUACUAUUUCUUUUUCAGGAAAUCUACCCUCCAAAGGUGCACCAAUUUGCCUAUGUUACUGAUGGGGCCUGCACUGAGGAUGAUGUCCUAUGUAUGGAGCUAAUCAUUAUGAAGGUAUGCCUCUCAAACACUUCCGUCCCAGUUUUUCUCAGUACGGAUGGGUAAUGCAAAUCCUUAGGUAGUGUUGUGAAGCUUGUUGAGACAUGAGCAACGUUUAGCCGUUACUGUUAGAUCCCGGGCUGUAUCACAACCGGCCGUUAUCGGGAGUCCCGUAGGGCGGCACACAAUUGGCCCAGCGUCGAUAGGGGGAGGGUUUGGCCGGGGGGGGGCUUUACUUGGCUCAUCGUGCUCUAGCGACUCCUUGUGGCGGGCCGGGCACCUGCAGGCUGACCUCUGUCGUCAGGUGAAGUGUUUCCUCCGACUCAUUAGAGUGGCUGGCUUCCGGGUUAAGUGGGCGGGUGUUAAGAAGCGUGGAUUGGCGGGUCAUGUUUCGGAGGACGCAUGACACUACCUUCGCCUCCUGAGCCCGUUGGCCGUUGCAGCGAUGAGACAAUAUUGAAAUUGGGGAGGAAAGGGGGGUAAAAUAAGCCCCCCCUCCUCCCUAAUGAGGCUCUGUCACUAAUGGUAGUUGCUGUCUAACUUGAUAGUACACGUUUCUUCUGAGUCUCCUAAUAUCUGAGCUGGGGAACACUUCUCUGUGGAAUGAAAUCAUAAUGUGGCUCAUGUUUCUAUUGUGUCCCCCUUUGCUCAGGAGCUGAAGUGGUGUUUGAGUCCCCUGACAGCUGUUUCCUGGCUAAACAUCUACAUGCAGGUUGCCUACCUGAAAGAGUCUGAAGAGGUUCUCAUCCCACAGUACCCACAAAAUACAUUUGUACAGAUUGCCGAGGUAAGGUUACAACUGAGAUUUCCCGCCACUGCAUGUGAUUCAUAGUAUCUUCCAAAAAAAUAUACCUAGGAAGAUCAACAAGGCAAAAUAUCAUGUUAUUUCUCACCGAUGACACUGCUGCUGCUUAAACAAGAUGGAUUUGUAAGACUGAAUGGUUUCACAUUUCCUCUCCUUAGAACGGCUCAUUGCCUCAAGUCACUAUUGUAGAAGUACAUAUGCAGUGUUACUGUGCUCGUGUUGUCAUUUUUAUUUUCCUAUUGUUUCUCUCCAUAGCUCCUUGAUCUUUGUGUGUUGGAUGUGAAAUGUCUGGAGUUCUCCUACGGAGUGCUGGCUGCCUCUGCCCUGUUCCAUUUCUCCUCGCUGGAGCUGGUGGAGAAAGUUUCAGGUAGGGUGUUUUCAUUCUGAAGUGGUUCAUGUCAAUCAACAUCUUCAAUCUGACCACUGAGCUAUGGUGGUUUGGUAGACUUGCCAAGGGUGUUUUUAGCCCUAACCAGACCCCAUUUGUCUUGAUCUGUGCAGCUCUGAAGUGGUCAGAUGUUGAGGAGUGUGUGAGGUGGAUGGUCCCCUUUGCCAUGUCCAUCAGAGAAGUGGGCAGCUCAACCCUGAGGAACUUCAAAGGAAUCCCAGCAGAUGACAUGCACAACAUUCAGACCCAUGCUGCCUAUCUGGACUGGAUGGUGAGUGCCUCGUUUGUUAUUUGUAUGGUUUUCAACCACAAUGUCCUAUACCAAUGUGUGGCAUUGCUUCAUGCUGUGCAGAGUGAAUAUUUUUCCCUCCGAUUGUUUCUUGUGUGCAAUGGCCCACAGCUCUUGACUGAAGUAUCAGUUGCAGCCUGUAUUGAGAGUUCUGUUGGUUUCUUUAGGCGAAGGCAUGCUCCUACCCACAAGUGGACGUAGAUCGCAGCCAGAGUUCUCCAGUACCGUCCGGAGUGCUCACUCCACCCCCAAGCAGCGAGAAACCAGAGGGCACAGUCUGUUGAUAUCCAUUGGGUUAGUAUGGGCACGGGCUGAGGAAGUCUCAUGACGGGACCAAGAUAUUGGAGGAUUGGGAGAAAUCCAUGGCAUUACACCAACAAGUCCUCGUGUGAUUUUUCUACAUGUGUGCAUGUGUUAUUCCAUGAGUUGUUUUGGUGCAAAGGUGAAUGGACAUUUUUGGAUAUCUGCCUUUUUUGAGUGAGUGACAGUUUUUUAAAAUUGGAGUAAUGCCAAGCUGGACCACCUGCCAAAAACCCAGAGUUGUCACCGGCUCUGAGUGCUGCUAAAGAAGGUGGACUUGGAUUGACUGAGGAACAGUGGAUGGAUGUGUGGAUGUAGCUCACGCUUGCCAUUUUGAGAAAGAUAAUACUGGCAGGUUUGGCUUGGGUACCAGUAGCUCUGCUGCCAAAAUGGACAAGUGGAACAGCCUGCUUCAGAAGCGGAAAUAUGGAUUGUAUUUAAGAUUUUAACUUGGCAACUUUUCUCUAGCAUUCAAGUUUUUACCAAAAUGUAUGAUAUUUUUGUUUUGAAAUGAGAUGCUGCUACUUAUCUUAUUUUUUUUAAAUAAAGUCACUGUCGCAGACAGCUUUUCUGUUUUACAAUGUUGUGUGUCUUGGCUUUGUCCAGGGACAGGGAUUGUAGC
Coregonus sp. 'balchen' is the source of this 5319-nucleotide messenger RNA. The record is from the annotation of a GenBank genome assembly. Lineage: Eukaryota; Metazoa; Chordata; Actinopteri; Salmoniformes; Salmonidae.